CUUCUAUGCUCACCAUCACUCCGAUUUCAACAAUUAGCCAGUAAAGAUGUUCUCCAACAAGUGCGGAAUACUGUUCCUCGUGGCCUGCUGCCUGGUCAGCCUAGUGGCCUCCUAUCGUCAACCAUAUACCGAGGAGUUCCAGACCAGUCCGGAUCAGCUGCUCCAAGUGGCUCCCUUGGUACGCCGUGCUCGAUCGCCUGAGGGAGGUUCCGUGGUCGUAACCGCCAGCAAGGACCACCAAGUGGGUCGGGAGGCCAGUGUUCAGUACAACCACAAUCUGUACAGUAGUGGCGAUGGGCGUGGCAGCAUCGACGCCUACGCCCAGGCCAGUCGGAAUUUCGACUUUAAUCGGAACAACUACGAAGGCGGCAUUCGGGGCACCUGGCAUUUCUGAGCGGGAACAGAAGUAUUAAAUUGGUUACAACUUGAUUCAUGUGAAUAAAUACAUGUGUUUACCCAA
Messenger RNA from Drosophila simulans, 460 nucleotides. RefSeq lists its product as uncharacterized. The transcript has a single exon. Bases 47 to 394 code for a protein of 115 amino acids. NCBI's taxonomy places the organism in Eukaryota, Metazoa, Arthropoda, Insecta, Diptera, Drosophilidae. The record is from RefSeq and is a predicted model, not a curated record.